GCCGCCCCAGCGCUUCUCCCAAAGCGCACCUGAAAAGCGCUCUGGCACUGAGCCCCGAUCCUCCAAGCCUCCGUAAGAUUUGGGAGCAUCUCCUUUGCAGACAGUAAGCCCUGUCCCCUGUCGCAUAGGUUACAUGGGUCCCAGAGUCACCUGUCUGUGGGGAAGCCGUCUCUCUGGCUUCCAGGUGAGGGCUUGGAUCGAGCCUGUGGUGGCCUCAACCCAGGUGGCAGGCUCCCUCUACGAUGCAGGACUACUCCUGGUAGUGAAGGAAUCUUUCGCAUCGGAGGCUGGCGGCUCCUCCAAUCACAGUGCCAGCCAGUUGCUCGGGAGGCAUCAGGAGAACCAACAGCAGAAGGCCAUCUCCAAUUUCUACAUCAUCUACAACCUCGUGGUGGGUCUGGCACCCCUGCUGUCCGCCUAUGGACUGGGCUGGCUCAGUGACCGCUACCACCGCAAGAUCUCUAUCUGCACAUCAAUGCUGGGCUUCCUGCUGUGCCGCAUCGGACUCCUGCUCAAAGUGAUGCUGGACUGGCCGGUGGAGGUGAUGUAUGGAGCAGUGGCGCUCAGUGGGCUGUGCGGGGGCUUCUCCGCUUAUUGGUCCGGGGUCAUGGCGCUGGGAUCCCUGGGCUGUUCCGAAGGCCGCCGCUCCUUGCGUCUCAUCAUCAUCGAUUUGGUGCUGGGUUUGGCUGGGUUCUGUGGGAGCAUGGCCUCAGGACAUCUCUUCAAGCAAAUAGUUGGGCACUCUGCUCAAGGGCUGGUGUUAACGGCUUGCAGCGUGGGCUGUGCGGCGUUUGCUCUUUUCUACAGUCUCUUUGUGCUGAAGGUCCCUGAGUCUGUGUCCAAGCCCAGCAAGGUGUACCCCACCAUAGAUACUGUGUCCGGCAUGGUGGGCACCUAUCGAACCCUGGAUCCAGAUGAACUGGACAAGCAGAAUGUAUCGGAGAACCCUCUGGCUCCAGGCAAAAGGAAGUCCUCUCGAACCAUCAUCGCUUUGCUAUUUGUGGGUGCCAUUGUCUAUGACCUGGCCGUUGUGGGCACAAUGGAUGUCAUGGCCCUUUUUGUGCUAAAAGAGCCUCUCAGUUGGAACCAAGUGCAGCUGGGCUACGGGAUGGCUUCUGGAUACAUAAUCUUCAUCACCAGCUUCUUGGGUGUUCUUGUCUUCUCCCGCUACUUCCGGGACACCACGAUGAUCAUAAUUGGGAUGGUCUCCUUUGGGUCUGGAGCCCUUCUCUUGGCCUUUGUGAAGAAGACAUACAUGUUCUACAUUGCUCGAUCCACUAUGCUGUUUGCACUCAUCCCCAUCACCACCAUCCGAUCAGCCGUGUCCAAACUCAUAAAGGACUCUGCCUACGGAAAGGUGUUUGUCAUCCUGCAGCUGUGCCUGGCUCUGACAGGUGUGGUGACAUCCACCAUAUACAACAAGCUCUAUCAGCUCACCCUGGACAAGUUCGCUGGCACCUGCUUUGUCUUGUCCUCCUUUCUCUCCUUCUUGGCAAUUGUCCCAAUCGGCCUUGUGGCCUACAAACAAGACCGGAGGUCACAACAAGGAGAGAGUGCCGAGAAAUGA
Onychomys torridus (southern grasshopper mouse) is the source of this 1567-nucleotide messenger RNA. RefSeq names its product solute carrier family 46 member 2 (gene Slc46a2). Gene Ontology annotation, cellular component: membrane. Bases 134 to 1567 code for a protein of 477 amino acids. The record is from RefSeq and is a predicted model, not a curated record. NCBI's taxonomy places the organism in Eukaryota, Metazoa, Chordata, Mammalia, Rodentia, Cricetidae. Gene Ontology annotation, molecular function: transmembrane transporter activity. The transcript is spliced from 4 exons. Gene Ontology annotation, biological process: transmembrane transport.